Messenger RNA from Oryza sativa Japonica Group (Japanese rice), 2210 nucleotides. Its product is annotated as pectinesterase. Gene Ontology annotation, biological process: cell wall modification. The record is from RefSeq and is a predicted model, not a curated record. Gene Ontology annotation, molecular function: pectinesterase inhibitor activity; pectinesterase activity. NCBI's taxonomy places the organism in Eukaryota, Viridiplantae, Streptophyta, Magnoliopsida, Poales, Poaceae.
AUUUAGCACAAGCAGGAAGCAUAACUAACUAAGCUUAAUAACGAAAUGUAUGGAUCAUGACUGGCGAGUCAAUGUACAGGACAUGAAAACCAUAGAUUCCUAGCAGAUAGCAGUAGCAUCAGCAACCAAAACGCUACAUAGUAUAAAAAGUUAGGCUCAGCUCGCUGCAGGGCUCACUCACACUAGCACACUGUCAGUCCUUGUCACGUUUGCUACGGCCAUCCCGUCCAAUCCACCGCAGAAACGCCAAUGCCACCUCCAAGAACCAAGCACCGGCCGCUUCUCCUCGCCACCACCUUCCUCUCCCUUCUGCUGCUGCUGCUGCUGCUCAGCUUGCUCUCCACCGCGCACAAGGCAUUCGCCGUCGCUGACGACGACGGCCACCGCGCGCGCGUGCUUCUUGCAGCAGACGGCGGCGAGAGGAAUGCCGAUGCCGAGCACGCGGCCGCCGUGGACCGGCAUUGCGCCGGGACGCUCCACCGGGACGUCUGCGUGUCGACGCUGUCCACCAUCCCGAACCUCGCGCGGAAGCCGCUCCGGGACGUGAUCUCCGAGGUCGUGGGGCGCGCCGCGUCGGCGGUGCGCGCGUCGUCGUCCAACUGCACGUCCUACCUCCAGCGGCCGCGGCAGCUGCGCACGCGCGACCGCCUCGCGCUGUCCGACUGCCUCGAGCUGUUCGGGCACACGCUGGACCUGCUGGGCACGGCGGCCGCGGAGCUCUCCGCCGGGAACAGCACCGCCGAGGAGUCCGCCGCCGGCGUGCAGACCGUGCUGUCGGCGGCGAUGACGAACCAGUACACCUGCCUCGACGGGUUCGCCGGGCCGUCCGCCUCGGAGGACGGGCGCGUCCGGCCGUUCAUCCAGGGCCGCAUCUACCACGUCGCCCACCUGGUCUCCAACUCGCUCGCCAUGGUGCGGCGCCUCCCGACCCAGCGGCGGCGCGGGGCGGAGGAGGAGCCAUUGGAAGGGUACGGCCGCGUGCGACGCGGGUUCCCGUCGUGGGUGUCGGCGUCGGACCGGAGGCGGCUGCAGCAGCAGGUGGCGGCGGACGUGGUGGUGGCGAAGGACGGGAGCGGGAAGUUCACGACGGUGAGCGAGGCGGUGGCGGCGGCGCCGAACAACAGCGAGACGCGGUACGUGAUAUACAUCAAGGCCGGCGGGUACUUCGAGAACGUGGAGGUCGGGAGCGAGAAGACCAACAUCAUGUUCGUCGGCGACGGCACGUGGAAGACCGUCAUCAAGGCCAGCCGCAACGUCGUCGACAACUCCACCACCUUCCGCUCUGCCACGCUCGCCGUGGUGGGCACGGGGUUUCUGGCGCGGGACAUAACGGUGGAGAACGCGGCGGGGCCGAGCAAGCACCAGGCGGUGGCGCUGCGGGUGAACGCCGACCUGUCGGCGUUCUACCGGUGCAGCUUCGCGGGCUACCAGGACACGCUGUACGCGCACUCGCUUCGCCAGUUCUACCGCGACUGCGACAUCUACGGCACGGUGGACUUCAUCUUCGGCGACGCCGCCGUCGUGCUCCAGAACUGCAACCUCUACGCGCGCCGCCCGGACCCCAACCAGAAGAAUGUGUUCACGGCGCAGGGCCGGGAGGACCCCAACCAGAACACCGGCAUCGCCAUCCAGGGCUGCAAGGUCGCCGCCGCCGCCGACCUCGUCCCCGUCCAGGCCAACUUCUCCUCCUACCUCGGCCGCCCGUGGAAGACCUACUCGCGCACGGUGUUCCUGCAGUCCAAGAUCGACAGCCUGAUACACCCCAGGGGGUGGCUCGAGUGGAACGGCAGCUUCGCGCUCGACACGCUCUACUACGCCGAGUACAUGAACCGCGGCGACGGCGCCGACACGUCGGCGAGGGUGUCGUGGCCGGGGUACCACGUGCUCACCAACGCCACCGACGCGGCCAACUUCACCGUGCUCAACUUCGUGCAGGGUGACCUCUGGCUCAACUCCAGCUCGUUCCCCUACAUCUUGGGGUUGAGCUGAAAGUGGUGGCUUCUGGACAGUCUCUGGAGAUGGGGAUUUUUGGGUCUUAUACUGGUUUUGGUCCUUUUUGGAAUAAGAGUAGCUCAUCACAGGUUUAAGAUAAUUUGUAGUAAACCUGGAGCUACCACCAGGCCAUCACCACCAAGUGUUUUGUUACGAGGGUUGAAGCCUACAAUGGCCGAAGGCUAAUCAUUGGAAGGGGAUAGGUUCAUUGCUUCUGA